UCCUCCUAGGACAAACACAAAAGUUGUCGCCAACUUUUUGAAGCCUAAUUAACAAAUAUCGGGCACCAGCUUCCUGUUUUUAACCAAAACUGUGCUUAAUUAUGGCUUCUAGCUUCAGAAUUCUGUCAGUCCUGGCUAUUGCCCUUGCCAUCUGUGUGCAAGGUACUCUAGGAGAAAUAGCAUGUGAACAUCUUGACCAAGACACAUGUGCCUAUGCAAUCUCAUCGGCCGGCAAGCGUUGCGUGCUCGAGAAACGCGUGAAAAGGACCGGAGAAGAAGCAUACACCUGUCGCACAUCCGAAAUUGAGGCUGAUAGAUUAAGGAACUGGAUUGAGACAGACCAAUGCAUCAAAGCAUGUGGACUUGACAGAAAAUCACUUGGAAUCUCAACAGAUUCUCUCCUCGAGUCUCGCUUUGCACAACAACUUUGCUCUCCUCAGUGCUACGAUAGCUGCCCUAACGUUAUCGAUCUUUACUUCAACCUUGCUGCUGCUGAAGGAGUGUUUCUCCCCAAAUUAUGCGAGGCACAAGAAGGAAAUGCAAGAAGAGGAUUGAUGGCUGAUAUCAAAAGUUCUGGUUUUGUUGCACCAGGACCAGUGAAGUACACAGUUGCCCCAGCACCAGUUGAACCAGUAAAAUACACAGUCUCCCCAGCAAUGUCACCUUAUUAUAAUUAAACCUUUUGAAAGGGAAAGGAAAGGAAUUAAUCAAGAGUAUACAUGUAUGUGUGUGGCCAUAGAUACUAGCUAGGCAGCAAAUUACAAAUACAAUAAGGGAGUGCACCAAUUCAGUAGCCGGCCGGCCUGAGUAGUCCACCAUUUGUAGUAUUUCGUGUGCAUAUAUACUAGUGUGUGCUGUGCCAAUUAUUUGAAUCACACUAAGGUGCUGCCCAGAUGUUGUUUAAUUAUAGGUAGAUUUGGGUGUGUUUUGUGUAUUAUUUUUAUAUGAUUGAAUUUGCCUAUGAGCAACGCAUACAGAUAUAUGAAUAUUGUAUCCAAUAUAUAAUUAAUAAACUUGUUUUGAUUAUA
Messenger RNA from Populus nigra (black poplar), 1028 nucleotides. RefSeq lists its product as uncharacterized. The record is from RefSeq and is a predicted model, not a curated record. The coding region runs from base 102 to 677 and encodes 191 amino acids. Lineage: Eukaryota; Viridiplantae; Streptophyta; Magnoliopsida; Malpighiales; Salicaceae. The transcript is spliced from 3 exons.